Messenger RNA from Penicillium diatomitis, 267 nucleotides. RefSeq lists its product as uncharacterized. The transcript is spliced from 2 exons. Lineage: Eukaryota; Fungi; Ascomycota; Eurotiomycetes; Eurotiales; Aspergillaceae. Bases 1 to 267 code for a protein of 88 amino acids. The record is from RefSeq and is a predicted model, not a curated record.
AUGGCGCCCCCCCCCCGUAUAGCCGAGACCGAGCCAGCGCCCAACGGUUGUCGAGUUCUGCGGUUCAUUCACGACUUGGGUUUCGUCUCGCUACCGCUGUGUGUCUCGGCAAUUGCCUCCGGUUCUGCUCAACUCUCAUCUGCCCAGAUUCGUCCGCUCCGAACGCCCAUCCACGACACCGACUCAACCCCAUUCGGUCGUCGAUUCUCCUCAAAACAGCCUGUGCAGCUUGGCUUCUUCUGCUUCGACGCGGUUUCCAGCAUUUAG